AUGACUGCAGACCUGGGCGGCCUCGCCUGCGGGCCACACGGGAGCGCCCGCAGCCCGAGCUCGCCCUACACUGUGGAGAUGCCCUACAGCUUCCACUUGGACCUGGACUUCCUCAAGUACGUGGAGGAGCUGGAGCGCGGUCCUGCCUCCCGCCGAGCCCCAGGACCCUCAUCUGCGCGCCGUCCCCGCACGCUGCGGCCGGGCCUCCAGGGGGUGCGCCCAGGCGCCUGGACAUCCAGCGAGUCCCUGGCCAGUGAUGAUGGAGGAGCUUUGGGCGCACUCUCUCCCCGAGCGUCUCCGGGUCUCUUGUUGCCGCCGCUGUCGCCGCGCUCACUCGUGCGUAACCGUCGGGUUGAGCACACUCUCCUGGAGACCAGCCGGCGACUGGAGCAGGCACAGGAACAGGCAUGCGAGCUCGCGCUCAGCUCUUGCCGCGCGGCUCGGCGCAGUCCGCGUGGGUCUGGCCGCAGUAGUCCUACCCCCAGCCCCGCCCCCAACCCCGCCCUUGCCUCUCCUGGCCCUGUGCAACUGCAGCUGGUGCGCGAGCAGAUGGCCUUGGCACUGCGGCGCUUGCGCGAGCUUGAGGAUCAGGCGCGCGCGUUGCCCGAGCUGCAAGAGCAGGUGCGCGCGCUGCAUGCAGAGAAGGAGCAGCUACUGGCUGGGCGCGCGCAACCAGAGCCAGACGGGGAAGCUGAGCUGCACCCGGACAAGCUCGCCCAGCUGCGGCGGCUCACUGAACACCUGGCCACCUCCGAGCGAGGCGUCCGCUCUAGGGCCAGCCUUCGGGCUGAUGGCCCCGACAGCUUGGCUGCAAGGUGCAGCGAGGGCGCGAUACAAAUCCUAGACGGGGCGGCUGCAACCCUUGAUGGGGCGCCUCAGACCCAGGAGAUGGGCAACGAUGCUGUGCCCGAGACCCGAGAGGCGGGUACCCAGGCAGUGCCGGAGAUCCGGGAGGCCAGCGUGGAAGUGGUCCCCAAGACCGUUGAGGCGGACGCGUGGGUGACCAAGGCGCUGCUGGGGCUGCCCGAGGCCGCAGAGCGCGAGCUGGAGCUGCUGUGCGCCAGCCUGGAACACCAGCAAGGGGUGAGAGAACUCCUGCGGAGCCGAUUGCAGGAGUUGGAAGAGGCCCUCAAGGCUGCGGAGAAUAAAGCGAUGGCGGCCAGGUCCCCAUCAUGCGAGGCCGCCACCCAGACUCCGUGGGUUUGUGCGGAGAAGACUACGCAGACCGACGCCCCAGCAGAGACCCCCUUCCUUACUCUGGAGACCCCAUCUGUAUCCACCGCUGGAGACCAGGCCAUGGCCCCUGCAGGCAUCCUCAAGUCCAUUAUGAAGAAGAAAGAUGGUACACCUGGUGCCCAGCCUAGCCCGGGACCCAAGAGCCUGCAGUUUGUUGGGGUCCUCAACGGAGAGUAUGAGAGCUCGUCCAGCGAGGAUGCCAGCGACAGCAACAGUGAUGACGGCGCCGCCGAAGCCCAGAGUAGCUCUUCCAGCUCUGGGGACGACUGCAGCGGGAAAUCCGACUCCAGCACCCCUGGGCUUCCCAACGAUGAGGACACCCGAGAUUCCAAGCCUGAGGCGGAGUCAGAACCUCAGCUGGCCACACAGGGGAGGUGUGAGCUGAGUCCGUGUUUGAGAGAGGCGUGUAUUGUGCUGCACUGGCAGCUGAGCCGGCCCGAGGAGUCACCCGCGACGGCUUGCCAAGCGCAGCGUCUUGUGGGCCAGGAAUGGUUUCGAGUGUCCAGUCAGUGGCGCUCUCAGGCUGAGUCCAUGGCUGGGGUGCUGCGAGGUGUGACACGCAUGGGAACUGAGCUGCUGGCGUACGUGGUCAACCUGGCCGAUGGCAAUGGGAACAAAGCCCUGCACUACAGUGUAUCCCAUGGGAACUUGGCUAUCUCAAACCUGCUGCUGGAUACGGCCCCAGAGCAGCCAGAGAAUGACCACAAAAAGAAAACUCCACAUGGUGUCACCUCCAGAAACCUCAUCCUAUGA
Messenger RNA from Castor canadensis (American beaver), 1989 nucleotides. Lineage: Eukaryota; Metazoa; Chordata; Mammalia; Rodentia; Castoridae. The record is from RefSeq and is a predicted model, not a curated record.